GCGGCUACGCCCGUACUACGCCUUUUAAAGCGGAGCGAUUGCUACGUUAAAAAUUUAAAUAUAGAAUCACCCAUUCGUUAUAAAAUGGACCAGUAGUUUGUAAAAUCAAGUGUUUCCCCAGGAGUAUUGGCGUAGCAAGAUUUUGACACAUGUGGCAAGGAGGUAUAAGGUUCAAUACAGCGUGGCACAAGCCGGACUAGUUCGUGUUUGGUUGAUUGUGCGGUAAAAUGACAAGGUGUAUUGGCAUGUGACGCGGGCGCAGCGGGAGGCAUGCGGGCCCCGAGGUGUGGGCGGGCGGUGCUGGCCGCGCUCACAGCGCUGCUGGCGCUCGCGCCCUCCUUGGCCGAGCUGGAUGUUACUACCGUUGCUGUGUUUGAUCCUUCAAAACGUGGAAAGAUGAUGUAUGGUGACACCUGUUCAACGGUGAUGGAGUGUGGUUACCCCGACUCCGUGUGUGAUGAGGUUCAUAAGAUCUGUCGCUGUCACCCUGAUGUACCGGUCACUAAUCACGUGGAUAAAUGUGGAAAACCUGCUGGCAUCAACGAAACCUGUAUUUUCAAUGAGCAGUGUGAGGACGUUGUGUUCAAAACUGAGUGUAGGAACGAACGAUGCGUGUGCAAAUAUGAAUUGGUCGCUGAGGUGUCAGUGGAUGGUGGCAUUGUGUGUAACCCGGAAAAGGAAAUAGAAAUCUCAACAAAGACUCUGGACCCGGCUAUGAUUGGAGUACUGGUUGGUAUGGCGCUGAUGUUCGUCAUUAUUUGUGUCGUUUUGCGGCUUUUUAGCAGAGCCCGAUGGAGGGAGAACAGAACUAUUUUUAACACUCCUAAUCCACGACUCAUGAACGUGUCUCUACUAAGAGACUCAAAACUUUUGCAUGCUCAGGAUCGACGCGGUUCCCGAGUAAGCGUUCGACCACCGUCACGACAAGCUAGCCAGCAGGAACUGAGACCUCAUUCACCAAGUCCAGCACGUCCUCACCAAAGCCAUCAGCUCCACAGAAAACACUCAGGUUCUCGUCGUGGUUCGAAAGCAAGCAGUGGUCAUUCGGGCACCUCUUUAAGGUCAGCUACACUUCGAUCCCCUAACACCACAGGACCCACUUCGGUGACCGUCGAAAUACGCCCACCAGACGCUUGAAAGUCAAAUAACAUCAAGGUAGAAAGGGAAAUUGCAAUAAUUCAAAUUAUGUCCAAAUUAUAAAAUGUUUGUGAUAAAAUUUAUCAGGCGCUUAUAUUUUAAGCAUUUUAUAACUGCUAAUAGGCAACGCACUGAUGUGGUGAAUACCUUUUAAAAGUGCCUCUUAAUGAAAAGCUUACAUUUUUAACCUAAUAAUAUACCAACAUAAAUUAGUAUUAAGACACAUAAAUAAAGUUUAAAAUUACCACAUUUUACAGUUUCAAUCACUUUAAAGUAUAGAGCACCAGAACGAUGUAGGUAUAGAAUUAGCUUUUUUAGCUUAAUGGUAUCGCUUUUUAGCUUCUUUGUAGGUGAAUAAUUUGAAAUGUCUAUUAUUAGAGUUUAGGUAUAGUCUUUGAAUUUCACAUAAGUUUACGCUAGAUGAGAUAUGCCAUAGAUUCUAUUAAAAACUUUAAGCUAGUUAUAUUAAUGGGGACCACCUCCUUCUAGGAGUGACCUGUUAUUUUUUGAGAAUGUCGAGAUGGGAAAGCUUCUAUUUCGCUUUGAAAUUAUAAUAAAGGAUAGAUCAUUUAGUUUGGAAUUAGUGGGAGUCGAGAGAUAAAGUUUAAAUUUUCUUCUUAAAAUGUGUAAAAUUGGGGAAGUUUACACAUAGUCUUAAGGCUUCGUGCACAUUGGGAGCUUAGAUUAUCGCAACGCACAAGCGAGUUAAUAAAAUUAGAGAUUAUAAAAUAUUUUUAAUAAACUUGAACUGAUAAAUGUAUCAUGGUCAUUUGCGUACGGGAGAUACUUCAAUAUGGGGAAGAAUUGAUGUAUCAUCCGUACUAUUAAUUCAUUAAAUCAUUUGGAUAUAAUAAGCUAGUAUAUCUUUAUAAUAUGCUCACAAUAAAAAUUAUAUACUUAAAACACUGUGCUAGUUAUAUUAUGUCUACGUCAAUGCUAUGAUUUACUUAUAUAAACUUUUAUUAUACUUCU
Molecule: messenger RNA, 2109 nt
Organism: Pieris brassicae (large cabbage white)
Lineage: Eukaryota; Metazoa; Arthropoda; Insecta; Lepidoptera; Pieridae
Gene: jus
Exons: 9
Coding region: 271-1137 (288 amino acids)
Source: RefSeq, a predicted model, not a curated record